UCGAGAGCUCAUCUACCUGGUGCAGACCAGAUUCACCACACACUACCUGAUGUUAGAGUGGCUGUUGGAGUGACGUCACACGCUUGAGGAUAUGAUGAUUAGCGACGAGUGGUUGCGACAACCGUGGAGGUGGAGCUUGUGGCUUCGGUCGCAGUGGGUGCGGCAGCAGGUUAGAUCUGCUGCGUUUUGGGACAACGUCGAGGGCAUUGUGGAGUUGAUAACACCUAUGAUGCAGUUGCUGCGCAGACUCGACCGCGGGGGGGGUGUGAUGUCACGCUUGUGGUCAUGGUCGGAGAGGGUCAUCCAGAGGGUUGCUCAGGCGCCUACCCGACGCACCAGUCGUGCAGAGCUGGACGCCCUUGUUAGAGGUUUGCAGGCGCGGCGGAGGCAUAUGUUGGAGCCUGCUCAUUACAUGGCCCACCUCCUUAACCCGCGCCACAGGAGUAUUGCAUACUUUGAGGGGGCGUGGAGGACAGAUCAGGAGAGGGAGUUGGCAGAGGAGGCUGACAUUUACCUUCGACAGCAGGCGGGAUUGGACAGGCAGCUGUAUCAGGAUUUGAGGACAGCUUUGAGGGAGUUCCACAGUCGAGAGGGCGAUUGUGCGUAUGGCAGUCGCAGCGGGGAUCGAGAUGCGGAGAGUUGCAGGGGGGAGAAGGAGACAUCGACGGUUGCUCAAUGGUGGGUGCAGUGGGGGGAUGGUGUUCCUUUGUUGCAGAGUAUCGCUGUUCGCCUGAUGCAUACGUGGACAUGUGCCUCUCCUGCGGAGAGGAACUGGGUUGUCCACGAGCGCGUUCAAGUGAAGCGGCGAAACAAGCUUGGUCUUACCAAGCUCACUCGUUUGGUGGAGAUAUCCACCAAUUUGAGACUGCUUGGAUGCCACACGAGGGGUGUGGGGUACGUCCUCCCAUGGGAGGACGAGGACGUCAUCACGCAGGAGGAGAGACCGGAGGCCCGUGACUCGGGAGUCCGCCACGCGGACAAGGUCUCUGAUGAGCAGUUGGACAGGCAGACCCCGGUUCCCGCGGGCGAGACACCUAUCAGCCAGGUUGUACGAGGAUUAGAUAUUGACGUAGGUGUCUCGAGCAAUUUGUUGAUGGAGGCGGCUCAGGGGAUGGACGGUACGCCCAGCCGGCCCGUGCGGAGCACGAGGGAUGCUGUCCGUUUUCCAUCUAUGCAGGAGAUGGACGUCGAGACGGAUGUGGACAGGAGGGACCGAGAGGAGAGACAGCGAACGCUGGCGCUUGCUCAGUCCUGCCCUGUGAUACAAGAUAUCAGAGCGAGCUUGGAUGCUGCUCGCGACCUCGAGACGGAAGUCACACGCGUCGCCGAGACGGACCUUCGUGAGACCUGCGGUACGAGGGAGCGGACACAUGGUGUUGAGGAGGUUCAGGAGGGGGAGGACCCCCGACCCGCGCAGGGUGAUGGCCGAGUUUGCAGACCGGGACUUGACCCCAUUCGCGGAGAGGAUAACGAUGUGGAGGGAGGUGGUGAUGGGGCUGUCGGUGGAGGGGAUGCACCUCACGGAGGAUCGGAUGCAGUCGGUCAGCAUGAUGCAUGCGAGGAGGACAGACAGACCAUCAGUGGAGGGUAUCAGGAGGAUGCAGGAGGAGUUAGUGCGUCUGCUGCAAAGAUGCGGCGGUAUGCAGUUGAGGGAACUGGCAAGCAGCCAGCCGAUUCAGAGGUCGCCACCCUCCGUGGCGCGCUUGUGGAGGGUAUUUGUGUGUUGCCCUUAGGUGGCACUAUGUCCGCUGCAGUUUUGGAGUGCAAUGGGAGAGAGGAUCCUCUGGCGGCAAAUCGGUGGGGGCGGAUGGAGGAUUCCAGCAGGAGAGCUUUGGGAGAACCCCCACCGUAUGCAUCGUGUAGCCCGUUUGUGCCCUCUUCCAUGACAGGCGUCACCCCCCCCCUUGGGAUCUUGUGGAGUAGAUGGAGAGCAUCAGGGCCGCAUGCGCGGCAAAUACGAGGUCAUGGGAUAGUGGGUGUGGUGGAUCAGAGGGUCAUUCAUCCGGACCAGGGACACGACAGUUGGAGGGUAGAGGUUUAGAUAGUCUUUCUCCGCAGUCGCGGAUGAAGACCCGGCCUCAUGGAUUAGGCUUUGUGAGGAAGGUCACUCAAGCG
Molecule: messenger RNA, 2115 nt
Organism: Chara braunii
Lineage: Eukaryota; Viridiplantae; Streptophyta; Charophyceae; Charales; Characeae
Source: the annotation of a GenBank genome assembly